GCUGGAUUUAUGGAUUCGUCUUCCAAACGUCUUUUUUUGUUGUGGGAUUCCGCGGUGAAGCCGUUUAAGCAGGUUUUUCUCUCACUUUCCUCACAGAUUCCCGUGAGUCGCUGCUUCUUGCAGCUCUCGGUGUCGCGCUAAAGCUGGAGCUGUGCGGAAUCAUGAAGAUGAAGCGGACGCGGAGGAAGCGGAGCUCCGUGUGGGGCUGCUUCCAACAAGAAGGGGACUUCGUGCGCUGCAUGAAAUGCGACGCUAAGCUGAAAUACUGCGGUAGAGCCACCAGCUCCAUGAUUUACCACAUGAGCAGGCACCCGGCUGAGGACGACGAGAAGCCUCCGCUCUUCUCGGCUCCGUGCCCGGAGGAGGAGGAGAGCCCGGGCGCCAACCCGGACCUCCUGCAGGUGGCUAACAUGCUCCCGGCCGUUAGCGCGCCGCCCCCCGCCGAGCAGCGCGUCUCCGACUGCGGGGAGAAGAGGCGCCUGAAGCGGAGCUCCGUGUGGGACAUCUUCGUCAGGGUGAACGACGAGGCGCACUGCACCAUGUGCGACACCAAGCUGAAGUACAGGAGCAGCACCACCAGCAUGAUGUACCACAUCAAAAACAAGCACCCCUACACCAUGCCCCACGAAGGCCUGGCCACCCACGCGGAGGUGACGGAGCUCAUCUCCAGGAUGAUAGAGAAGGACAUGCUUCCCAUCACCGUGGUGGACGGUGAUGGCUUCCGGGAGCUGCUCAGCUACACUGUGCAUAAUUAUAAAAUGCCAUCGGUGGGUGACAUCACUCGUCUCAUUGAGAGCCACUUUCAAGAGAAGAUCGCGGAGCUCAGUGUGAAAGUGGGAACCGCUGAGAAACUGGCCCUCAGCGCUGACUGCUGGUCUGUGCUCCCAUCUCAGUCCUACAUUACAGUGUCAUGCGCCUUCAUUACCGAGGAGUGGCAGGGGGUGACGGCUGUGCUGCAGACACACAAAGUGUCAGUUGAUGGCCACACAGAGGCUGCUGUCUUCACAGAGUCCCUGCUCAACACCGUGGAGAUGUGGGGUAUUGCUGGGAAAGUGACUGCAUGUGUUCACAACUACAUGCAUGACAUUAUGCAGCUCCACACCUGCACCCAGGUCCCCUGGGACUAUGCUACUUGUUUCGCCAGGACCUUGCAGUUGGCUGUCAGCGAUGGGCUGAGUGAUGACUUGCUCAGGGUCAUUGUUGCUGCAGGUAAACUAGUGGAACACUUCAACCACAACAUGUUGGCAAGCGAGGCUCUGGUGAUGAAGCAGGCCCACAUGUGCCUGCCACAGCACAAGCUCAUCAAGUCCAGCAAAGGCAGGUGGGACACGAUUUACGACAUGUUUGAACGGCUGCUUGAGCAACGAUGGGCGAUUAAAGCUGUGCUGUCUGACCGCAUGGUCACCAACAGACAUGAAGCGCAAAUGCUUGAGAUUGAAGAUGAUUACUGGCAAGUUAUUGAAAACUUCACACCUGUGCUGGCAACUCUGAAAGGAGCGAUAACAGUCAUAGCUGCCGAUACGGUGUCCAUCUCAAACAUCUAUCCAAUCUCGUUCAGCCUCAUUCAAACUCACCUUGUGCCAAAAGAACAUGAUGUCGAACAAGUCGUCAACUUCAAGCUGAGAGUUCAGAAGUCACUUAAAAAUCACAUGGAGGUUGACUCAAAUCACCUGGCCUCCAAACCAGCACUGAUUGCGUCGAUGCUGGACCCUCGUCACAAACAUCUCAGCUUCUUGACACCAUCAGGGAGACUGGCUGCAAAGGUUAAACUGCAUGAACUGGUUUCCAAAUUGGACAUGGUAACUGCAAUUGUGGGCACCAAAGAUGAAAAGCAAGAGAUGCUGAUCACGCCCGAUGUUAGCCAUGUUGUGAUGCCAUCACAAAUCAGGGGUGACACCAAAAAUACCAUGAUGUUGCUCCUUGGAGACAACUACAGUUCCUCUUAUGGCACAGACUCCGAGGCUCAAGUAGAUUACUAUUUGAGAGACAUUUCACCUUCGUUAGAAGUUAACCCUCUUGAUUGGUGGAGGGUAAAUGGCCCAAGAUUUCCCAGACUGGCCACUCUGGCAAAAUACUACCUGUGCAUACCUGGAGUGUCACUGCCGUGUUUGUUGUCAGAGGCUGGACAAACCUUUGCCACACUACGUACAAGACUGAGCCCAGAGCAUGUUGACAUGAUGAUCUUUCUUAAUAGAAAUGCAUAAUGUACAGCCUGACAGGAUGCAGAAGAACGCCGAUCUCCAAUUCAAAUAUGUAGAACAUGGGCCGUAACACGGUUGAACAGCGUGCAGGUUACUCUAAGUGAAUGACUGAAUUGGAAUAGAGUCAGAAGGGGUGGGACACAACAACAAGGUUCCAAUAGAAUGCCUUGUGCCGUUGAGCUUAAAUUGUUUUAACUACUGGUUCCAUUGCUCAAAGCUGACAAUGUUCUUCUCAAUAGAAGCUGAAGUCCAUAACCAGCACUACAUUUAAACAUUUCCCUGGAAAUAAAUAUAA
This is a messenger RNA of Thalassophryne amazonica, 2496 nucleotides long. Its product is annotated as zinc finger BED domain-containing protein 1-like. The transcript is spliced from 2 exons. Gene Ontology annotation, molecular function: DNA binding; protein dimerization activity. Lineage: Eukaryota; Metazoa; Chordata; Actinopteri; Batrachoidiformes; Batrachoididae. The record is from RefSeq and is a predicted model, not a curated record. Bases 162 to 2204 code for a protein of 680 amino acids.